ACAACAACAUCAUUACGAUUUCUUAUAUAAGUUGUUCGAUGUAGAAAACAAACAAGUUUGCUCUGUACAGUUGUGUCUAAAGAGGGCAAUUCCUUGAUUCGCUGUCUGGGUGAAUGUAUCAACAAGCGAUAACGGUCAGUGGUGGCAAUAAGCACAAUGCAAAAGCUAGAAACAACAGCAUGCCAAGAAGCCGACUUCAUGCUGAAUGAUGCUUACUGCAAGCUGAGAAAGUCUCCUACGCGGCAAUCGUCGUUGCUCAUAGAUCCUCCGCCGCAGUAUCCGAAUCUUCCCAGUCCAUUACUUAACGACAGUACGCCACUGUUUAACACAUCGUCUGAAGGCAAUAGUCCUAGUCCCGCAUCACCAUCAACUACCUUCACUUCACUUAGCGCUGGCCAUCACACCACGUCACCACCGUCUACAUUGCUGGCCUCGCCUUCACCAUCUUCCUCGCCUACAAGCAGGACGACGUCGACGACAAUAACAGCCGUACCGACUACUCUUUCGGAGAACACUUUAAAAUCCUUGUCCAAUUCAUCGCUGGGUGCGCUUAAUCAUCAUCCCGUAGAAAAGCGGCUAGCAAGCGAUUCGGCUGGCUAUGGGAGUCCAUCCAAGAAGACGAAACUCUCUCCCUCAUCUUCAUCAGCAUCAUUAUCGUCGACAUUGUUUUCCUCAACAUCUUCAGCUUCGUUUCAAGUGUUAGUUCCGUCACCGUCUUCGUCUUCCGUCCUAUAUCGUCACAAUCAUCAUCACCACAACAGUGGAGCAGAUGUUGGAAGUGGGGGAAGCAAUAUUAGUGGCAAUGGCAGUACGCUUCUCAACACGGUACUGCAACAAACUCAGAGACUUGGCGAUGGUCAUCUGUGCUUCUCGCCAACUGCAAGCAGCAACACUGGGCACGCAGGUGUGAACGAAUGUUUGAACAUACAUGACAAGCUCAGGGAAUUAUUUCUGGAGUUGCUUUUGGAGGGUUCGAACGAAAGUGACAGACUUAGUUUAAGGAAUACAUCUUUUCUGUUGGAAAAACUAAUCCUGCGCGAACAGCUGAAUACCUUGAUAGUGAACUUAUACCCUGGCAACAAAGGAUAUUCGCUAGCAUUUCGAUUAGGAUCGCAAGACGACGGAGGAAAAAAUGUUUCGAAAACUGGAACAUCUGCAAACUUGACAGUCUUUUCGACGAUGGGUACAGGUAUUGGCCCACCAUCCAUUUCCGGCAAUGAUUCACUGACGGUAAAUGCUAGUGAUCUCAAUAGUGAAAAUCUGCAAGAAACCAUACGAUGGCCAUACGAGGAAGAAGAUUUGUUAGACUCUAUUGAUCGAGAAGAGCUACCAUUGGUGUUAGUGGACCUACUUGAAAAUAAGUGUCCUGCGCUGUUCUAUUGCGGUUGCGUAGUUGCGGAAAUACGCGAUUAUCGGCAAUCGUUUCCUAUUUUUACCUGUGAUACUUUCCACGUGUUACUGAAACCCACCAAUCAGACCUUGUUGGCCGACGUGAAUAUUCUUACAGCAGAGGGUGAGUGGACCGCAGAGGACAAGCUGGCGCUUGAGAGUCAGCUAGUGCUCGCAACUGCGGAACCGCUGUGUCUCGAUCCGAAUCCGGCGGUCGGAACGAUGUCUAUCAACCACCAUCACCGAAGGCAACUGCUAAACACGGCUCCUAUUCGACGUCAGGCAAAGAAAUUCUCUCAGAUAGCGGUCAAUCGCAAGAGGAAAACCGACCAAUUCACACACAACUUCGGGCUGGAACUAAGCGACUUUAUCAAUAAGUACCGGGCACGUCCGCCUCGCCAACAAAGCGUUCGGCGUGGUGUGGUCAGUUUCACCUUACCUAAGAAACCGUCCGAAGUGGUGCCAACGGUAAACUUACCCAAUUUGGAACUACCGGAACUGUCGAUACCAUCUGAAGUUAACGUGGAAAAGUAUGCCCGCAAAUAUGAAGCUCCUAAGGAGAGCCGUGACUGCAUACCGCAACUGAUAGAGGAGUACAUACUCGAAACGGACCGCGUCAUAAAUCGAGGCGAUACUCGAGUGUACCAUAUUAAGCUUUCUAUUUUUCAACGACCAUCAAAUUCAGAGUAUCUUGGCGAAUUGUACGUUGAUCGAGAUUACCAUGAGAAUAAACGGAACGGCGAGGCUUGUCAAUUUUCAUUAGGGACACGAGCGCACGCUCACCGUUACAUUCAACAGUUUACGGAAAUUUUCACCGAGGAAGGUAGAAAAUCGGUCAAAAUUACCCAUCUGGUACCGGGACAGGUUCCCAAAGUAUUGCACACAGCUGGCAUGCGAGAGCAGAACGUGCAGCAACAGCAAUUGCAACAAUUGCAGCAACAACAACAACAACAAAUACAGCAACAGCAACAACAGCAAACGUUGGUACAACAACAAAUAUCUCAGAUUCAGCAAAGGUUACAAUCUCAUCCAACACAGGCGCUGCUGACGCGGUUGCAAGCAACAAAUCCUGCUUUAGCAUCACAAAUUGCGACGGCCACGGGUGUUAAUGGUAACAUCACACUGAAUGCAACAAAUCCAAACACACUUCCUGGCAAUCAAUCACAACAGGCACAACCAACAUUGACCACAUCGCAACCUGCCGUUCAUCAUAGUUUGCCCCAUCAGCAGCUUACAUCGAACACAACUGCCGGUCCGAAUAUUAUAAGCAUUGGACCGGCCGUGUCAACUACACAACCACAUCAGUCUCCCGUCCAGCAACCAACGCAAUCGCAGAUCCAUAUACAGCCGCAACAUCUGAUAGCAUGUUCCAGCCACCAGCAGCAACUGUUUAAUGCAAAUUCUUGUGAUACAAGCAACGCUACGACUAGCGUUGUAGGUGCAGGCACAGGCACUACAGCAAGCAACGUAACAACUUCCCAAGGAACGACUAUAACGAUACAAACACAGUCAUCGGCACAGCAGCAGCAGAUCCAACAAAGUCAACCAACGCAACAAACACUGAACCUGGGCAACGGAUCAUUGCUGCUCGUGCAACCUUCUGGACAAAUAUCGAACCUAACGAUGACCACUAACGCUUCAGGACAGCAGCAACUAUUGGCAACGGCCGCUGGUGCGGGAACAAUUAGUAACACUGUCGGCAGUGCUGUUAGUGGUGCACAAAGUUUUACGUUUGCCUCAGGAGGCCAGACGGCAACAAUAAUAAAUCAGACAGGAGCCCGCACCUUGGGAAGUACCGUUCCGCUGCUCGUACGUCUGGACAAUACCAAGGUGUCGCGUGAUACAGCGGGAAAUUUGAUAUCAACUAUUUCACAUCAGUCAACUUCCUCGGGACAAGUACAACUGAAAACGCAACAACAAAAUUUGGUACAAAUCCAACAGCAGCAGCAGCCGCAACAGUCGCCGCAGCUGCAGCAACAACAGCAACAUCAACAGCAACAUCAACAGCAAAAACAGCAUCAGCAACAACAGCAAUCGCAACAAACACAACAAUCAGCAUCGAUUCACACGACAAAUCCGGAGAUAAAGGCAAUUGCUAUAAGCAUUAUGAACUCAGCAAAUCAGUUUACGAACCGACAGCAACAGCAACAGCAACAACAAUCCGGCGCGAAGUCGAGUAGCAAUGCCGCUAUUCUUAGUCUUCUUAACAGUGCCCCAGCAGCAAUGACCAAUUCACCGGUAUUGAGUGGUAGUCUUACACUACCAAUUGGGAAAACAUUGACUGAACUGCAGCAACAACAACAACAACAACAGAGCCAACAACAACAGCAGCAACAGCAGCACACAAUACAUCAUCUUCAAACAACAGGGGGAGGUACGGCGACGACGAUCAGUGGAAACGCGGCAGCGGCCCUUUUCAAUAGUGUUGGUGGGCGAAAGAUAAACAUUCAACAGGCACAGACAAACCAAAACCGUAUUCUCAACCAUACCAAUCUAAUCACCGUUACUGGUGGCACUAGCGCCAGCAAUCAUCAAACACAAAUCCUCAAUAUACAAGCAGGUGAUUUGCAACAACAACAACAACAACAACCGUUACAAACAUCGACACAAACAGCAUCCCAGCAACAGCAAUCACAGCAACCAGGAGGAAAUAUACGCGUUACUAUGUCAGCUCUCGCUACACAGCUGGCAUCACCGCCCGCCAUCCUGACCACCUCCAAUCUGCCACAGAGCUUUAAUGUUGCUGCAGCAGUCGGUGCUACUUCGAGUGUCAACGUUUCUGGUCCCACCGUUUCGACGACAAACGCUGCCUCGUUUAGCGGAGGCACAGCAUUAACAUCAGCGGGAAGCAAGCUUAUUAUUAAUAACGCAAAUCAGCGUGUGCUGAAUAUCAAUUCAAACCCUGGUACGUCAACAUCCACGGCUGCCGUCGUUGCUGCUGCUUUCGGUGGAGCGAUACGGCGCGUUAGUGCAACGGGAAAUUCUGGCACUGCUGAAGGCAUACAGAUGCAAAUUCAGGGUCUCGCUGCUUCGCAAAGUUCGGCAAACAUUGCAACAGGUGUUAACGUUAGCAAUAUUGCAGGCAUCACGUCGGACAACGGAUUGCGCCGCACAGUGGUACCGGAACAACUACAGAUACAGAGCAUCGCUUCACCUGGCAGUGAUCACUCCAACACGUCCUCAGUUUCUCUGGCCAGCAAUGGAGUGAGCGGUGGUGGGAGCGGCGGCACCACAGGCACAUUAAAUGGUGCUAACUCAAACAACAUCAUCUUCAACAACAUGUCCGGCUUAACCGCUUUACUUUCAAACACGACCACUUCUGCGGUAGUACAACCCCAACUAGCUACCAGCAGCAGUGGGAAUGGAGAUGGAUCGUUACAGAACUCGGUGUCUGUAGUCGGUACGUCGACCCUCGUUGGCUUAGGUGGGGUAUCGAACAAUGCAAAUUGUAGCAGCAACAUCCCAAGUACCAACAGCAACUCUACCGCGUGUGGUAGUAACAACACAAACUCAGCAUUAAUAGAAAGACUGACUUCCUCUAGUAGCUUAAAUCUAACUAAUAAUAACUUGCCGGCAGCGAGUCCCGGUUUGCAGUUUACCAUACCUUCACCAAAAACGCCUCAGCAGCAAUCUCAAGCGCAUAUACAGAUACAAUCACCUGCUGGAUCGAUAUCGCCUCUCUCUAGUCCUCCGCCCCAGGUCACCAUCCAUCCACAGCACCAUCAAACCCAGCAAUCGCAGCACAGUCAGACGCAGGCGCUACCCGCCCAUCAAACGCAACAACCUACCACGGUCAAUUUGCAAGGAUUAAACUUUGCCAGCCUUCACGGUGCAAUGACGUCCAUCCCCGGAUUGCAAAAUGUGCAGGUACAAAUACCAGGACUUGCGCAGCCCAUUUCUUUAUCCCUUUCCUCUACGCCAUCCGGGGGAGGUACGGGCGCGCUAAAUAACACGUCGGCGGGAAAUGCAAACCAAACAACUAGCUUACUAGUUUCAGUCCCAGUAACCAACACAACGCAAGUUGUGAAUACCAUUAAUGCUGGUGGUACAGGUAACCUACUGCCCGGUAACUCUCAGACGACACAAACAGUUGUUCUUACAAAUCCACAAACGAGUGGAUCUAGUUUACUUUCUCUUCCAAUUGCUCAAAUUGUAACAUCUGGAAUGAAAGGGCUCGGCCAGCAGAACAUACGAACCGGUACCCCGUUAGCUGUUAAUACCGGUCAACCUGGACAACAGAUUCAACUACUCAAUAUUAGUCAACGUCCUCGCGCGGGACAGUUGCCCGUAGUGAGCUGCUCGGGAACAACACCGAUAACUGCCAAGCAGCUGGCAGCGCGUGUGGUUCAGCAUCGGCAGCAUAUUGCCUCAGCAGGCGGAUCCGCUUUAAAAAUCGCUACCCCGAUUACAGGAUCGCAUAAUACAGGGCAGCUGGGUAAUAACUUAAACGUGACCUCUAAUACAACGGCAAAUCAGCUUAUAAUGAGUUCGAAACAGCUGCAGCUAAAGCUUCAACAGCAACACGUUCAGCAACAUCAACAGCAGCAGCAACAACAAUCACAGCAGCAACAGCAACAUACCCAACAAAUAAUUGCAGUAACUACUAACCAGCCACAACCAGGUACGACUCAAAUCCAUAUUCAACAACAAUCACAACAAGCGUCACAAUUGUUGCAGCAUCAACAGCAACAGCAAGCACAACCGCAAGCUACUCAGCAAAUCAAUAUUAUUAACAAUACGGCGAUGACCCCAUUGUCUCUGCCUAGCCCUGUUUCAGUGACAAAUGCGGUGGUUUCCCAAUCCACUGGCCAUCAAAAUGUGAGUGCUAUAACGGUACCAACUGCAUCCGGAAAGCACAGAGGCAGAUCGGCCGCUGACAUGAACAAGUAGUGGAAGAAUACGUUAAUAGAUCUGAAUUUGUAGGACUGACACAGACGUCGUUGG
Anopheles maculipalpis is the source of this 6333-nucleotide messenger RNA. RefSeq names its product mucin-4 (gene Spt20). Bases 157 to 6279 code for a protein of 2040 amino acids. Gene Ontology annotation, cellular component: SAGA complex. Gene Ontology annotation, biological process: regulation of transcription by RNA polymerase II. The transcript is spliced from 8 exons. The record is from RefSeq and is a predicted model, not a curated record. NCBI's taxonomy places the organism in Eukaryota, Metazoa, Arthropoda, Insecta, Diptera, Culicidae. Gene Ontology annotation, molecular function: transcription coregulator activity.